Messenger RNA from Phragmites australis (common reed), 1993 nucleotides. RefSeq lists its product as uncharacterized. The coding region runs from base 390 to 1874 and encodes 494 amino acids. Lineage: Eukaryota; Viridiplantae; Streptophyta; Magnoliopsida; Poales; Poaceae. The transcript is spliced from 2 exons. The record is from RefSeq and is a predicted model, not a curated record.
GCUUAUGCCCUCACUGUCUUCCUCCUUUUGCAAGUGCCAUGAAACGAUUAAGGGAUUAACCUGAACAUGUUCCAUAGUAGCAGUAGUAUCUCUACCAAAUCCUUUUUCGUUUUUCUCUUCGUUUUUACAGGAAUCAGAGCUCAUGAUGCACAGACUACUCUGCCAAGAUGGAGUAACAACUUGUCAGUUCAGUUGGUCACUCCCCGCUACGUCUUGUACGGCUACAACAUGCAAACUACUGCACUGAAUACGAGUACAAGGAAUAAUUGAGCAGAGCGAUCCAAGAGACAUCCUUUAUUAGCCAGCGGAUUAGUGAUCGGCGAGCUCGGUCGCGGUAAGUAGUAGCAGCAGCUUGCACCACUUGUCUAGGCGACAGGGGCGGCUCCGUCAUGGGCAUGGCCGACGCCAACAAGCGCAUCGAUCUCGCCGCGCCACUCCCCUCCGUCCGGCGCCACGGCGGCAUGAGGGCUGAGGCCACGGCCACGGCGCUGCCAUCCUACAAGGCGGACGCCACGUCCGGCCCCCCGGGCCACACCGGAGCGGUGCCCUUCGGGUGGGAGCGCCGCCCCGGCCACCCCAAGAGUGUCCGCACCCGCCGGCCGCCACCGCCACCUCCAAAGACUCUCGUCGACGAGGCCUCGGUUGCGACACGGGCACCGACGUUGGUGGUCGUGGCAGCCGCUCGGGGGCACGCGGAUGAGGAGCGGUUCUCGGACGCGCGCGACGCGCUCUCCCGCGACGACAUGAGCUGCCUCACCGUGAACUGCAGCGUGACUGGCCUCAGCGACGCCGCGGAGGCGGCGCCCGGCGUCCGCGGCAGCGUCAUGAUGGACCGCUUCCUGCCGGCCGCGCACGCCGUGGCCGUCGGCUCCCCACAGUGCACCUUCCGGAAGGCCGGGUCCGCCCGGGAGCCCGCGCGGCCGGCUGCGGCCAAAGCGCGCGCGGGCGACGGCGACAAAUUGCCAGUGAGGCGGCUGCCUCUCCAGCGCAUUCUGACGAACCACCUGCCGUCCCUCUCUCCAGACGACAGCAACGACGACGAUGCCGACUCCGAUGCCCACAGCACGCGGGACUUUGUGUCCAAGAGGUGCGGGUUGCUUCCCACUCGUUGCGUGAAGAGCACCUUUCUGCUCCUGAACCCGGCGCCCGCCAUGAGGCGCGGCCGCGGCGCUCGGCGAGGGGCAGGCAGACCGUUCCUGUCCAACGGAGUUAGGAGCCAAAGGGAGAUGGACCCUCUGCUGCGGCGCUCGCCAAACGAGCGAAAGCAAUUGCAACAUUCUGGUGAACACGAUCCCGGCAUGCAAUCCUGGGAGGAAUUGUACGUCAAAUCACUGCUCCAAUCAGGCCGCUUCGAUCCGACGGCAUCUGCAGCCACCGUGGCCUCGGAGCUGGACAGAACAGUGCGCGAACUCUACAGAAACCGAGGAGCAGAAGCCGUCCACCCGAAGGCUAGCCAUCUGGGUUUGCUCCUGGUUCUUGACAGGUCAAGCGAGGAACGCCAUGGCUCGUCGGCGCGGAACCUCUCCGAAGCCGGCGAAACCGCAUUGCUGCUGCCACCUCCCAAAAGCUCGAGGAACGCCGGGAACAAACUCAGGCGUGCCUCCGACAGCACCGGCUAUGGUGUCCCGCUGCUUUUGGAAGACAAGGAGCCUGUUGCCGGACGUGAGAUCAUGCUGUCGUCGCAGCCGCCACUCCCGUUGCCGUUGCCCAUGUCGCCGUCGGAGUCCUGGCUCUCGCGCGCGCUGCCUUCCGUGUCGAAUCGAUCUCCUGCGACGUCUUUCCUGGGGCUUCACGUGCACUCCAAGAAGAAUGCUCCAUUGCCGUGGUGCUCCAUUGAACCGACCAAGGUCAUCGAUCAUGCAAGGCAACGGUAGAUACGAGUACACGAUCUACAGAAGUAAUAUAAUAAAGGUGUUACUGUAUUAAUUAUGUGAAAUUGUUAUGCUAUGACCUACACAGUAUUGCAUGGCCAGUGCAAAUGUUUGCUUUUCUA